Messenger RNA from Hyalella azteca, 4644 nucleotides. RefSeq lists its product as uncharacterized. The record is from RefSeq and is a predicted model, not a curated record. The transcript is spliced from 4 exons. Lineage: Eukaryota; Metazoa; Arthropoda; Malacostraca; Amphipoda; Hyalellidae. The coding region runs from base 1 to 4644 and encodes 1547 amino acids.
AUGGAUUUUAAUUUUUCUAAAACCAAUUCAGAUGAAUCAGGAAACAUUUCCGGGAUUGUUAAUAGUUCAUUAGCUUCGUCUUCCUCUGAUUGCAAAUCAAAAGAAUUUGGUUUAGGAUCAGAGAGCUCCGAAGUCAAGAGCGACUCAGCUGAUAAGGGUGAUUCAUCAGCAAUCAUUACUGACUCAUCGGAUCGUCACGAGUCAGCAGAUUCUACUAGCCAGGAAACCGCGAAUGAUAAAAUGAUUGAUAAAAGAAGUCUUGAAGAACAAGACGAGUUCUUAUCCCGUGUCCUACCUGAUGGACUAAAAAGGAUAAAGGUAAAUCAAAAAGUUCCCCAAAUUCUUGCGUCACCAUUGAGUACAAACGAUGAAGUCGAUUCUCAGCAGAAACUAAAUGCCUCAUCGCCGAACUCUGAGUUUGCUCAAGUCCUUGCAAAUCAAAAUGAUCCCACAUCAAAAAGCGGACACGAAGCUGGAAGCUCGCCGCGGAAAUGUGACAAUGAUCAACGCGUACAACAUAACGAGAAGGAAAAGUUCGAUCUAGAAUCGACAUUCAAACCAAUUGAAGCCAAAAAUAGAAAGUCAUCAUCUUUGGUGAAUUCAAGCCAUUAUAAAACGGAAAAAUCUGUUAUUGAUGGGAAUUUGCUGCCAAUUUCUACGAAUGAUUUCUCGGAGAAAAUUGGACUCCAUUCGGCGAGCUCUGGAUUCGAGAAGAAAAUUCGUGAAAACUGUCGGAGUCCUCCUUCAGGACAUAAAAAUUCGGGUCUAUCUGACGUGAAACCUAAAAGCAGCUCGUCAAAUAGGGAACAGCCUCCACCGAUCGAAAGCAAUAGCAUCUGUCCUUCAAUGAGUCAUGAAAAUGAAACGUUCACUGAACUUCCGCUCGGCGAUGCAAAUGAAAACGAAGCGGCCCUUGAACUCUCACUUGUUGAUGUACAUGAAAAUGAAACGUCCGCUGAACUUCCGCUCAGCGAUAUUCUCGAUGAGGAAAUGUCAAAUGAACUUUGGCCUAAAGAUGCUCGUAAAAAUGAAACGUCCUCUGAAUUACCACCCAGCGAUGCUUGUGAACACGAAACGUCUACUGAACUUCAACCUUGUGAUGUUCAUGUGAACGAAACGUCCACUGAACUUCCAUCAAGUGAUGCUCUUGAAAACGAAACGUCCACUGAACCUAUUGAUACUCAUGAAAACGAAACGUCCACUGAACUUUUAUCUAAUGAUGCUCUUGGAAACGAAACGUCCCCUGAACUUCCACCUAGUUUUGCUCAUGAAAACGAAACGUCUUCUAAUCUUCCACUUAUUGCUGUUCCUGAAAACGAAACUCCCGCUGCACUUCUAUCUAGUGAUGCUAGCCCAAACGGAAUGGCCAAUGAACCUACUGAUGCUCAUGAAAACAAAACGUCAGCUGAACUUCGACCUUGUGAUGCUCAUGAAAACGAAACAACCUCUGAACUACCGCACAGUGAUGGAGACGAAACGUCCACUGAACUUCCUUCUAUUGAUGCUCUUGAAAACGAAACAUCCACAGAAAUUCCAUCUAUUGAUGCUCUUAAAAAUGAAACGUCGGCUGAACUUCGGCCUCGUGAUGCUCAAGAAAACGAAACGUCCACUGUACUUCCCUCUAUUGAUGCUCUUGAAAACGAAACUGAUGCUAAUGAAAACGAAACGCCCACUGAACUUCCAUCCGUUUAUGCUCUAGAAAACGAAAAGUCCACUGAACUUCCACCUAUUUGUGCUCUAGGAAACGAAAAAUCCCCUGAACUCCCACCGAGUGAUGCUUUUGAAAACGAAACAUCCACUGAACCUAUUGAUGCUCUUGAAAACGAAGCGUCCACUGAACCUAUUGAUGCUCUUGAAAACGAAGCGUCCACUGAACCUAUUGAUGCUCUUGAAAACGAAGCGUCCACUGAACCUCCUAAUAGUGAUGCUCUUGGAAACGAAACAUCCACUGAACUUCCACCUAGUGGUGCUCCUGAAAAAGAAACGUCCACUGAAGUUCCUUCCAUAAUGGAUGUCUUGAAUGCGGAAAGCUCUCCUGAAGUUAAUGAAAAAUCAACGAAACCAAGCUUGAUGGAGACUACGGUUCUAGAGACAAUUUUUAAUUCCGAUGGAAAGCUUGAUUUGACACUUCAAGUCGAACCUGAGUUUGGUUUAAAUAAUCAAGUGAAACCUAAUACUGUUGGCGGACAAGAUACAAAUCGAACUCUAUGCAAACCAUCAACGAACUUACGGACUGAAACAAAUCUAGAGGAAAAUCAGGCAAUGAGUGAUACGGAAAGCCCGUCGGACGAUGUUAUUCCUGUAGAGGCAACUUCUACUGCCGUCCCCAUAGUCGACCCGACGACAUUUAAUUCCGAGAAGAUUGAUCAUUCUGAUUAUAAUGAAUGUCUUGGUAAUAAUAGCGUAGGUUCCGAUCAAUCAGAAAUUCACAACCGAAACAAAUUAGAGAAUAAUGCAUCUGACUUAUUGAUUGCAAGAAAGGACAUAGACGAAAAGUUUAACGGGUCUACUAGCGCAAAUUAUGAAGACUCCUCUGAAGUACCAAUAAGAGGAACCAAUGUUUCAAAUGCGCUUCUAACAGAAAACAAUCCUUUCAUCGCAAUGCCAGUGGACGGUCCUUCAAAUUUAGAAGAAAUUCAUGAUGCACUCCAUUGUGAAGAAAACGUAAACUGGGUCGCCUCUGACACGGACGCCAGUGAACCGGCGUCUGGAGCUUCAACUUCUCCGGACACUAAAAGUUGGAGGGAGCUUGAAAAGGCUGUGGCAGGAACAAGCGAAGAAAUUCAGAAGAAAUUAUUUGAUUUGGGUCAUCCGUCGGUUGAACCUGAUGCUUGUGAGGUUAGUCGUGAUUACGAAAAAGAUGAAACCGAGACCUUCGUAAGUUUGGGCAUAAAUGAAAACCGAAUUGAAGAAAAUGAAAGUAAAAUCGUGGAAAGGUUCGACCUUCAGGAAAGUGAUAACGAACAAAAUAUCGUCAUCCAGGAAAACCCGGAGUCAAACUUUGCAGACAGUGAGACAUAUUUUAGUCCGGUUUUCGACUACUCAAGUGAAGUGACAAUUUAUUCUUCAGAAGUUGAAGAGAAUCCCAGUAAAAUCAAAAUGAUUUUGCCAUCUGUUUCUUAUGAUGAGGACGAGAAUCAGACCACACCCAUUGCGGAAAGUUUAAAAAAUUCUGCCGAGACCUCGAAAAGUGGAGUAGGUAAGCGUGGUUGUGAGUCGGACCGAGAUUCAUCACGGGCCGGGCAUUUUAAACGGUCAUCGAACCGCUCAUCCUCGAGUAGCAAGACCACGAAUGAUAGGAAAAGCCGGCAAAAAAGCUCGACCAGGAACGAUGAUGGUGAAAAUGAUCUUCUUCUUGAAAAAGGUAGCAGGCAUUCACGAAAUUCAAGAACACGAAAUGAAGAAAACAAACAUUUCUUGCGAGGGAUAGAUUCAAGGAAUAAUGAAAAGAUGAAAGAAGAUAAAGUCGGCAGCCGAGGUAAGAUGGUCAAGAAAAAAUAUGACGAAAUGCCUCCAGAUCCCUCAAAAUCUUUGACUCGGUCCGGCGAUGGUAAAAAUAAAGAUGUAAAAUUCAAACAUUCAUCAGACUCUUCUGCUUCUUCUUCUAAACGAUCACGUCGAGAAAAACGUUUUUACUCCUGCUUGCCUAACCUGGGUGAUGACACUCAUUCGGAUGACGAUGAACAUCAACUCGCAAAUAUAUUACCAGUUCCCAAAAUGAAAAAAGAAGAACAUCGUAAGAAAAGAUCCUAUUCGAAAAGUAGUGGACAAGCCGCCAGCUUAAAAAAUGAAGAUGUAUUCGAGUUCUCUGAUAAAUCUGAUGAUGGUAGCACUAAUGAUGAUACCUCAGGGAGCUUCAAGGUCCGCUGUGCUGUUAAAGAACCCCGCAAAUAUUGCCUCAGGAGUGACCAAAAAUCGCGGCGGUCCAAAAGCGACGCGGUUGCUUUCGUGCCGCUACUGCGUCUAGAAGAUUCCUUGCAGUCUGGAACUUCCCGGGCUCUCCACUCCCGCGGUUACAUCGAAGUAGACAGCGUCAGCGAGAUGGCUGUUCACGAGAAAGAAAUUGAUUUUUUGCCACGAAAAGAUGUGAAAAUUAUUUUGUCACUAACUAAGAAUGAAGGGAACUCGUAUUCAAGCUCCAUAUUCGUAAAAAGACCAGAAAAUUUCGAAAGAGAGGCUGAAAAUUCCACAGAAUAUAAGAAACCGAGGCCGUUGUCGAAGCAGAAAGCUUUGAAUAAAGGAGUUUCGAAGCAACGUAAAGAGAAUGACGCGACGAAGCUGACAGCUAAGGACAGUGAAAAAGCGUUAUACCCAGAAUCUCAAGCCGAGUCUUCUGAACUUCCUCGAACCCUUAAUCCUGAACCAAUAAAGCUUAUAGUUCAGCAGAAGAGGGAUCAGGACGAUACUAUCACUUGCAGGAAUAAGUUCGACUUUAGUGACUCGGUCAAAAAUGAAAUUCAGAAAGCGUUCUCGGGAAAGGAAAUGCUGUCGGCAUCGGGAAAAAGUUCGAAAUUUUCUGUUAUGUCGCCAUCUCACGAUUCUUAUUCAGAGGAACUCAAGAAAAAGGCCUCCCGAACAAAGCAAAAGCUUGAGUCCAUUUCAACCACCAAGACGAAGAACAAGAAGAAAAGCUCUGCUAUAUGA